Suillus paluster is the source of this 1002-nucleotide messenger RNA. Its product is annotated as Alpha/Beta hydrolase protein. The transcript is spliced from 10 exons. Gene Ontology annotation, molecular function: palmitoyl-(protein) hydrolase activity. Bases 1 to 1002 code for a protein of 333 amino acids. Lineage: Eukaryota; Fungi; Basidiomycota; Agaricomycetes; Boletales; Suillaceae. The record is from RefSeq and is a predicted model, not a curated record. Gene Ontology annotation, cellular component: membrane.
AUGCCGUCGCUGCCAUCAUUAGAGGCUUUUGCCAAGGGUACCUUCGCCACUGCAGCCGGUGUUGCAACGCUAGGUUGUGGACUGCUAUACUACGGGCAAAACUAUCUCAUUUACCCAUCCGCAUUUCCGCCGGGCUCUCGCACAGAGGUCCCAGUACCAACGGAUUUCGGGCUUGAAUAUCAGGAUUUACCACUUGUCACUGAGGAUGGGCUUACUUUGCGGUGCUACCUUCUCAUGCAACGGACAGAAAUAAGCAACAGCCAUGCUCCACAUAUAGAUUACCCAGAGCAACAGACACAUGAAGAGUUUGCAUCCACUCGACCGACAGUUUUGAUGUUCCACGGCAAUGGCGGGAAUCACGGUCACCGGAUACCUCUCGCAAAAGUAUUCUACGUAAAAAUGCGCUGCAAUGUGCUCAUGCUCUCAUACCGCGGAUACGGUCGUUCUGAGGGUUCUCCAUCAGAAUCAGGUAUACGUAUAGACGCUCAGGCGGCGCUUAACUAUGUUACCUCGCACCCAUACCUGCAAAAUACGCCUGUUAUCCUUUAUGGCCAAUCUAUUGGUGGUGCUGUCGCUAUCGACCUUGCAAGUCGAAACCCAUCGAAGAUCACUGCGCUAAUCCUGGAGAACACGUUCACAAACCUCCCACGUCUCGUACCUCAAGCUCUUCCUCUUCUUGGCCCUCUUUCAUUUCUCUGCCAUCAAAAAUGGGACUCGGCUUCGAAAAUACCCUUAAUACCCCGGACGAUGCCAAUCUUGAUGUUGAGCGGCGUUCUGGACGAAGUCGUUCCACGCGAGCACAUGCAAGAGUUAUGGCAGAUUGUUUCGCGGCGUCAAGGCGCCAAAUUCAUUGGGACUGAAAACAAGUCUGACGUAUCGUCAGUCGGUAAUGGAAAGUCGAAAUUCAUUGAGUUCGAAGCCGGACACCACAAUGAUACGUGUGUCCAGCAAGGGUAUUGGACUGCAGUCGCUGACUUUGUGGCAAGUUUGGGUCGGCGUUAG